CUUUCCUGUUAUCCCUGAAUAGAUCACUGGGCUGCGGGGGCUCAGGCUCUGGGGCAGGAAGGCGCAGCAUCUCUGAGGGGCAUCAAGAUCUCCCAGGCCCUGGGAGCUGCUGCCCUUCCACAAUGUGGCUCUGUGCUCUGUUCCUGGCCACUCUCGCUGCUUCCAGAGCUUGGGGUCAUCCGUCCUCGCCUCCUCUGGUGGACACCGUGCAUGGCAAGGUCCUGGGGAAGUACGUCCACCUGGAAGGAAUCGCACAGCCUGUGGCCGAGUUCCUGGGAGUCCCCUUUGCCAAGCCUCCCCUCGGAUCCCUGAGGUUUGCUCCGCCGCAGCCUGCAGAGCCGUGGAGCUCUGUGAAGAACACCACCUCCUACCCGCCCAUGUGCCCCCAGGACCCAGUGGCAGGGCAGGUGCUCUCCGACCUCUUUACCAACAGAAAGGAGAACAUUGCUGUCAAGAUGUCCGAAGACUGUCUUUACCUGAAUAUUUACACUCCUGCUGACUUGACCAAGAAAAGCAGUCUGCCGGUAAGCCGUGGGGACCCCUGGCCCAGACAUGCCGGUUCCACAGCCACGGCGUCUUCUGGUGCAGAUGGGAAAGGUCUUGACAGCGCUGCCAUGGCGUCUGUGCUGCCCACCCCAACCUGUUCUCUUACUCACAGCACAGGGGAUGAACACAGCCAGGGGAACUGGGGUCACUUGGACCAGGUGGCCGCGCUGCGCUGGGUGCAGGACAACAUCGCCAACUUUGGAGGGAACCCAGGCUCUGUGACCAUCUUUGGAGAGUCGGCGGGAGGUGACAGUGUCUCUGUUCUUGUUUUAUCUCCUCUGGCCAAGAACCUCUUCCACCGGGCCAUUUCUCAGAGUGGUAUAGCCCUCAGUCAUGCCCUGAUCCGGAACAGGGACGUCCUCAAGCCCCUGGCGGAGAAAGUUUCUGUGGCUGCUGGGUGUAAAACCACCACCUCGGCUGUCAUGGUUCACUGCCUGCGCCGGAAGACAGAGGAGGAGCUCUUGGAAGCCGCAAAGAAAAUGGAGGGGGAGGCUCAGAUGCUGCCCUGCUCUCUUCCCCAGAGUCACCCCUUCGUGCCCACGGUGGUGGAUGGCGUGCUGCUGCCCAAAACCCCCGAAGAGAUUCUGGCCGAGAAGAGUUUCAACACCGUCCCCUACAUCGUCGGCAUGAACAAGCAAGAGUUUGGCUGGAUCAUCCCAACGUUGAUGAGCUCUCCGCUUUCUGAAGGCAAACUGGACCAGAAGACGGCCACGUCACUCUUGUGGAAGAUGUACCCCAUUGUGGCAUCCCUGAGGAGCUGACUUCGGUGGCCACUGAGGAGUAUUUAGGAGGAACAGAGGACCCUGUCAAAAAGAAAGACCUGUUCCUGGACUUGCUUGGAGAUGUCUUACUUGGUGUCCCAUCUGCAAUUCUGGCCCAACGGCACAGAGGUGAGUCCUAGAGGCUAGACG
Molecule: messenger RNA, 1457 nt
Organism: Propithecus coquereli (Coquerel's sifaka)
Lineage: Eukaryota; Metazoa; Chordata; Mammalia; Primates; Indriidae
Product: liver carboxylesterase 1-like
Exons: 9
Coding region: 123-1307 (394 amino acids)
Biological process (GO): lipid catabolic process
Cellular component (GO): lipid droplet; endoplasmic reticulum
Molecular function (GO): carboxylic ester hydrolase activity
Source: RefSeq, a predicted model, not a curated record